This is a messenger RNA of Knipowitschia caucasica, 1953 nucleotides long. NCBI's taxonomy places the organism in Eukaryota, Metazoa, Chordata, Actinopteri, Gobiiformes, Gobiidae. The record is from the annotation of a GenBank genome assembly.
AUGGUGGCACGGUUAGUCAAAGCACUCAAGGCAGUGACCCCCACGCUGGACCCCACACUGGACCCCACACCAGGUCCCUGCAACAAAGGGAAAAGAGAAAUUUACAAUGACGAGGAAGACAGAAUCUUCCCUUCGGACCUACUGUACCUCCAUGCUGGGGACCUACCUCCAUGCUGGGGACCUACCCCCAUGCUGGGGUCCUACCUCCAUGCCGGGGUCCUACCUCCAUGCUGGGGUCCUACCUCCAUGCCGGGGUCCUACCUCCAUGCUGGGGUUGCUGGGGUCCUACCUCCAUGCUGGGGACCUACCUCCAUGCUGGGGACCUACCUCCAUGCUGGGGACCUACCUCCAUGCUGGGGACCUACCCCCAUGCUGGGGUCCUACCUCCAUGCCGGGGUCCUACCUCCAUGCUGGGGUCCUACCUCCAUGCUGGGGUCCUACCUCCAUGCUGGGGACCGUACGUCCAUGCUGGGGUCCUACCUCCAUGCUGGGGACCUACCUCCAUGCUGGGGACCUACCUCCAUGCUGGGGUCCUACCUCCAUGCUGGGGGACCUACCCCCAUGCUGGGGUCUACCUCCAUGCUGGGGUCCUACCUCCAUGCUGGGGACCUACCUCCAUGCUGGGGACCUACCUCCACCUACCUCCAUGCUGGGGACCUACCUCCAUGCUGGGGACCUACCUCCAUGCUGGGGUCCUACCUCCAUGCUGGGGACCUACCUCCACCUACCUCCAUGCUGGGGUCCUACCUCCAUGCUGGGGACCUACCUCCAUGCUGGGGUCCUACCUCCAUGCUGGGGACCUACCUCCAUGCUGGGGACCUACCUCCAUGCUGGGGACCUACCUCCAUGCUGGGGACCUACCCCCAUGCUGGGGACCUACCUCCAUGCUGGGGACCUACCCCCAUGCUGGGGACCUACCUCCAUGCUGGGGACCUACCUCCAUGCUGGGGACCUACCUCCAUGCUGGGGUCCUACCUCCAUGCUGGGGUCCUACCUCCAUGCUGGGGACCGUACGUCCAUGCUGGGGUCCUACCUCCAUGCUGGGGUCCUACCUCCAUGCUGGGGACCUACCUCCACCUACCUCCAUGCUGGGGGACCUACCCCCAUGCUGGGGUCUACCUCCAUGCUGGGGUCCUACCUCCAUGCUGGGGUCCUACCUCCAUGCUGGGGACCUACCUCCAUGCUGGGGUCCUACCUCCAUGCUGGGGACCUACCUCCACCUACCUCCAUGCUGGGGUCCUACCUCCAUGCUGGGGUCCUACCUCCAUGCUGGGGUUGCUGGGGUCCUACCUCCACCUACCUCCAUGCUGGAGACCUACCUCCAUGCUGGGGUCCUACCUCCAUGCUGGGGACCUACCUCCAUGCUGGGGUCCUACCUCCAUGCUGGGGACCUACCUCCAUGCUGGGGUCCUACCUCCAUGCUGGGGACCUACCUCCACCUACCUCCAUGUUGGGGUCCUACCUCCAUGCUGGGGUUGCUGGGGUCCUACCUCCAUGCUGGGGUCCUACCUCCAUGCUGGGGUCCUACCUCCAUGCUGGGGUCCUACCUCCAUGCUGGGGUCCUACCCCCAUGCUGGGGACCUACCUCCAUGCUGGGGACCUACCUCCAUGCUGGGGUCCUACCUCCAUGCUGGCGACUGGCUUAAAGAAGGAGAUAGGAUCAAGGCGCAGAGUAAGGAGCGAAGGCGCGGACCACAGACUGUAGCGGACACGGACCUUCUUCACUGCGUUUGGCACAAGCGCCUGAAAGACGCCGUCACCGACAUCUCGUUGGCGUUUGGCACCGGGGAUUACCAGGCCGGUUAUAGCACCGCAGGAGACGGGCACCGGAGGAGAGACGCUGAACACCGCGGACCCCACCCGCUCCUCGUGAUUUUUGACGCGCCAUUUUCAGAGAAAGCUCAGAAAAGACUGAAAAGCUUUUCUCUGAGAAGGCUUCAGCGGGACUCGUGA